AAAAAGAAAAAGAUAAAAUGACUCCAGAACUUGGUAGUGGAACAAAAAAGGCUAUUACUAGUCAAAAGGGCAUAGAAUCAUCAUGUGGUUAUGUGACUUUCUUAGCGGGUAAUGGUGAUUAUGUGAAAGGGGUGGUGGGUUUAGCAAAGGGGUUGAUAAAAGUCAAAUCUAUGUAUCCUUUGGUGGUGGCAAUUUUUCCCGAUGUGCCAGAGGAACAUCGUAUGUUAUUAAGGAGCCACGGUUGCAUAGUGAGGGAGAUAGAACCACUUGCUCCUUCAUUGCAAUCAUCGGAUAAGUAUGCUAGAACUUAUUACGUUCUCAAUUACUCCAAACUUCGCAUUUGGCAGUUUGUGGAGUACAGUAAGAUGGUAUACUUGGACGGAGACAUGCAAGUUUUCGACAACAUAGACCAUCUAUUCGAAUUGCCUGACAAAUAUUUCUAUGCGGUGACGGACUGCAUAUGCGAUACGUAUGGGGAGCCAUGUCCAGAGGUUCUGCCUUGGCCCAAAGAGUUGGGCCCAAGGCCGUCUAUCUACUUCAACGCAGGCAUGUUUGUCUUUCAGCCCAAUCUCUCCAUCUAUGUUCGUCUCUUGAACACCCUCAAAGUUACCCCACCCACCCAAUUUGCUGAACAGGACUUUCUGAACAUGUACUUUAAAGACAAGUACAAGCCAAUUCCUUAUGCAUACAAUUUGUUGGUGGCCAUGCUAUGGCGCCACCCAGAGAAAAUCGAGGUCAACAAGGCGAAAGCAGUUCACUACUGUUCUCCAGGGGCUAAGCCGUGGAAAUACACUGGGAAGGAAGAACACAUGGAUCGGGAGGAUAUCAAAAUGCUAGUGAAGAAAUGGUGGGACAUUUAUAAUGACACCACACUGGAUCACAAGGCGGAGGGUUCUGGAGUUGAAGCAAACAAAUUAAGGGCAGCAGCCUUUCCUGAUUCAAAUAUUAGUACUUUAUAUGUUACUAGCCCAUCAGCUGCAUAGCUAUAUAUAUACACGACUGGCAGUGAUCUACUCUCUGUUAUUAGUUGUGGAGGGUAUUAUGAAAGUACUGCCACUAGUUUAUUUUUUUUUGGCAGGUUUGAUUUUGGUGGUCCAAUAAGCGCAAGUUUUUGUACUAUUUGCAACUUAUAAGUGGUAAUUAUGUAGUCUAUGGACAGAUGUGGGAACAGCACAAAUGGAAAUUAGAUAUAUACUCUAUAGUGUCAGCAAAUACAGUGCUUUUCAAUCUUGUUUCCUUUUGACUUUUGAGUUUUAAACUUUGCUGAUAUAGCAGCAGCUUAUGACCUGCAACAGUA
Solanum dulcamara is the source of this 1297-nucleotide messenger RNA. Its product is annotated as galactinol synthase 1. The coding region runs from base 18 to 983 and encodes 321 amino acids. The record is from RefSeq and is a predicted model, not a curated record. NCBI's taxonomy places the organism in Eukaryota, Viridiplantae, Streptophyta, Magnoliopsida, Solanales, Solanaceae. The transcript has 3 exons. Gene Ontology annotation, molecular function: glycosyltransferase activity.